AUCCGUUGGCCGUGGCCGCUGGGGCGCUUUCCGAGGAAAUUCGGGACUCGAGUUUCCCGGGGAAGAGGCGCGGCCUGAGCCCGGCGAGGGUGGGGAGGGCAGGCGCAGGUGGACCCCGGCGGCCCCCGAGCCCCGCUGUGACCUUGGCCGCGGGGGAGGGGCUGGGCUGCUGCGGGGCAGUCGCGGCCGCCAGAGGGGGCAGCGGAGAAGAACUUGCCCAACUUGGCGGCGCGGGCUGGGGCGGCUCUGCGCCUCCGCGCCCGCCUCCCCGGCCUCCGCCUUCUCCCCUCCCGCGAGCCUCCUCCCCUCCCGCGAGCCUCCUCCCCUGGGCCCUCCUCCCGUCCUCCCCGCCGCCGCCGGUCCCGGUGCGCGCCCAUCCCUGCCCGCAGCCCCGCGCGCCGGCCGAGUCGCUGAGCCGCGGCUGCCGGACGGGACGGGACCGGCUAGGCUGGGCGCGCCCCCCGGGCCCCGCCGUGGGCAUGGGCGCACUGGCCCGGGCGCUGCUGCUGCCUCUGCUGGCCCAGUGGCUCCUGCGCGCCGCCCCGGAGCUGGCCCCCGCGCCCUUCACGCUGCCCCUCCGGGUGGCCGCGGCCACGAACCGCGUAGUUGCGCCCACGCCGGGACCCGGGACCCCUGCUGAGCGCCACGCCGACGGCUUGGCGCUCGCCCUGGAGCCUGCCCUGGCGUCCCCCGCGGGCGCCGCCAACUUCUUGGCCAUGGUAGACAACCUGCAGGGGGACUCUGGCCGCGGCUACUACCUGGAGAUGCUGAUCGGGACCCCCCCGCAGAAGCUACAGAUUCUCGUUGACACUGGAAGCAGUAACUUUGCCGUGGCAGGAACCCCGCACUCCUACAUAGACACGUACUUUGACACAGAGAGGUCUAGCACAUACCGCUCCAAGGGCUUUGACGUCACAGUGAAGUACACACAAGGAAGCUGGACGGGCUUCGUUGGGGAAGACCUCGUCACCAUCCCCAAAGGCUUCAAUACUUCUUUUCUUGUCAACAUUGCCACUAUUUUUGAAUCAGAGAAUUUCUUUUUGCCUGGGAUUAAAUGGAAUGGAAUACUUGGCCUAGCUUAUGCCACACUUGCCAAGCCAUCAAGUUCUCUGGAGACCUUCUUCGACUCCCUGGUGACACAAGCAAACAUCCCCAACGUUUUCUCCAUGCAGAUGUGUGGAGCCGGCUUGCCCGUUGCUGGAUCUGGGACCAACGGAGGUAGUCUUGUCUUGGGUGGAAUUGAACCAAGUUUGUAUAAAGGAGACAUCUGGUAUACCCCUAUUAAGGAAGAGUGGUACUACCAGAUAGAAAUUCUGAAAUUGGAAAUUGGAGGCCAAAGCCUUAAUCUGGACUGCAGAGAGUAUAACGCAGACAAGGCCAUCGUGGACAGUGGCACCACACUGCUGCGCCUGCCCCAGAAGGUGUUUGAUGCGGUGGUGGAAGCUGUGGCCCGCGCAUCUCUGAUUCCAGAAUUCUCUGAUGGUUUCUGGACUGGGUCCCAGCUGGCGUGCUGGACGAAUUCGGAAACACCUUGGUCUUACUUUCCUAAAAUCUCCAUCUACUUGAGAGACGAGAACUCCAGCAGGUCAUUCCGUAUCACAAUCCUGCCUCAGCUUUACAUUCAGCCCAUGAUGGGGGCCGGCCUGAAUUAUGAAUGUUACCGAUUCGGCAUUUCCCCAUCCACAAAUGCGCUGGUGAUCGGUGCCACGGUGAUGGAGGGCUUCUACGUCAUCUUCGACAGAGCCCAGAAGAGAGUGGGCUUCGCAGCGAGCCCCUGUGCAGAAAUUGCAGGUGCUGCAGUGUCUGAAAUUUCCGGGCCUUUCUCAACAGAGGAUGUAGCCAGCAACUGUGUCCCCGCUCAGUCUUUGAGCGAGCCCAUUUUGUGGAUUGUGUCCUAUGCGCUCAUGAGCGUCUGUGGAGCCAUCCUCCUUGUCUUAAUCAUCCUGCUGCUGCUGCCGUUCCGGUGUCAGCGUCGCCCCCGUGACCCUGAGGUCGUCAAUGAUGAGUCCUCUCUGGUCAGACAUCGCUGGAAAUGAAUAGCCAGGCCUGACCUCAAGCAACCAUGAACUCAGCUAUUAAGAAAAUCACAUUUCCAGGGCAGCAGCCGGGAUCAACGGUGGCACUUUCUCCUGUGCCCACCCGUCUUCAAUCUCUGUUCUGCUCCCAGAUGCCUUCUAGAUUCACUGUCUUUUGAUUCUUGAUUUUCAAGCUUUCAAAUCCUCCCUACUUCCAAGAAAAAUAAUUAAAAAAAAAAAAAAAAACUUCAUUCUAAACCAAAACAGAGUGGAUUGGGCUGCAGGCUCUAUGGGGUUCGUUAUGCCAAAGUGUCUACAUGUGCCACCAACACAAAACAAAACCAAGCCUUGGCUCGUUCUCUUCUCUCUUCAAUCUCUGGAAAAAUAAGUACAUAUAGUUGAUAAUCCCUCUUAGCUUACAGGAAGCUUUUUGUAUUAAUCGCCUUUGAGGUUAUUUUCCGCCAGACCUCAACCUGGGUCAAAGUGGUACAAGAAGGCUUGCAGUAUGAUGGCAGAAGAAUCAGCCUGGGGCCUUGGGAUGUAACAAAGCUGUACCCUUGAGACCUGGAACCAGAGCCACAGGCCCCUUUUGUGGGUUUCUCUGUGCUCUGAAUGGGAGCCAGAAUUCACUAGGAGGUCAUCAACCGAUGGUCCUCACAAGCCUCUUCUGAAGAUGGAAGGCCUUUUGCCCGUUGAGGUAGAGGGGAAGGAAAUCUCCUCUUUUGUACCCAAUACUUAUGUUGUAUUGUUGGUGCGAAAGUAAAAACACUACCUCUUUUGAGACUUUGCCCAGGGUCCUGUGCCUGGGUGGGGGUGCAGGCAGCCUUGACCACGGCUGUUCCCCUCACCCAAAAGAAUUAUCAUCCCAACAGCCAAGACCCAACAGGUGCUGAACUGUGCAUCGACCAGGAAGAGUUCUAUCCCCAAGCUGGCCACUAUCACAUAUGCUUACUCUUGCUUAAAAUUAAUAAAUCAUGUUUUGAUGAGAAAAAACUA
Messenger RNA from Gorilla gorilla gorilla (western lowland gorilla), 3011 nucleotides. RefSeq names its product beta-secretase 2 (gene BACE2). Gene Ontology annotation, biological process: membrane protein ectodomain proteolysis; amyloid-beta metabolic process. Gene Ontology annotation, molecular function: aspartic-type endopeptidase activity. Gene Ontology annotation, cellular component: endosome; plasma membrane; trans-Golgi network. NCBI's taxonomy places the organism in Eukaryota, Metazoa, Chordata, Mammalia, Primates, Hominidae. The coding region runs from base 480 to 2036 and encodes 518 amino acids. The record is from RefSeq and is a predicted model, not a curated record. The transcript is spliced from 9 exons.